CCGCCCGGUCCGCCACCUCGCCAAGCCCUCAUGUCCUCAUCCCUCGACGAGCCGGCGCAAACCACGAGCGAGGAGAAGCUCACUUUGCUCAAGCGCGCCUACCGCGCGCUAAAGGAGGAGUCUGAGCGGCGCGAGGCGACCAUGCAGGAGGAGCGCGCCUCGAUGCAGCGCGAGCGCGGUGCGCUGCUCGCGCAAAUCAAGGUCCUCACGCGGGACCUGGACGGUCUGAAGGAGUCCGUCCGCCGCGCUGGCGCGGAGGCGCGGGAGCGCCUUCUCGCCAACGGUGAGCCGCUCGGCCGCUUCUCCUCCGGCGCCGGAGCCUGCCCUGGCAGCGUGGCGAGCAGCAGCGGCUGCAGCAGCGCCCACUCUGCCGGCGGUGGCGGGAGCGAGGGCGUGGGGUCGUACCAGAAAGGGCGCGAGUGGGCGGCGCGGGUGCUGCACGCGCGGGAUGCGCUGACGAGCGCCCUCUCCACCUCGCUCGAGUCGGUGCAGGGCCUCGCCGUGCCGGCCUCCGUGCAGGCGCAGCUGGCGCGGCAGGCGGCCCUGCUCGACGACCACGCCGCCCACUCGCAGGCGCUGUGGCUUCAGCUCUCCGAGGCGCGGGCCGCCGUCGCCGCAGCCCACGCCACGACUCGCGCCGAGAGCGACCGAGCCGACGCCGCGACGGGGCAGGCGUCCGAGGUGCUGGCGGUGGCGGACGAGGCCGAGGCGCGACGCGCCGACGCGGUGGCCUCGCUCGCCGCGGUGCGUGGCCAGCUGGCUGCGGCGGUGGCGGCGAGUCAGUCCGCCGCCGAGGCGGCUGCAGCGAGGGAGGCGGAGAUGCGCGCCGCCGCCGACGCAGAGCUGGCGGACCUGCGGGUGGGGCUCGCACAGGCGUGGGCCGAGAAGAGGCGCGUCCAGGCGCAGCUCGACCUCGCGCGGGGCUCGCUCGGCGCGCCGCCGCCGCUCGGCGCGCCGCCGUUGCCGCCUGUCGAGCCGGCGGGCGGAGAGCCGUCUCCUUCCUCUCCCUCGGCGGCCGCAGCUCCCUCCGUCGCUGCCGCUCU
Emiliania huxleyi CCMP1516 is the source of this 1043-nucleotide messenger RNA. RefSeq lists its product as hypothetical. The record is from RefSeq and is a predicted model, not a curated record. Lineage: Eukaryota; Haptophyta; Isochrysidales; Noelaerhabdaceae. The annotation marks the transcript as partial. The transcript is spliced from 4 exons.